AUAGAAACAUCGAUAUUUCGAUUGUGUUAUCGAUGUUUCUCCAACUCUGCUAAAUGCUUCCUCUUUUCUUUGAUGUCUUGUGAAUGACAUCGUUUUGCUGUAAUAAUUAAAACGGCAUAAGCAGAAGUAAAAAACAUGUCACGUUUCUUUGCCAACGGUUCAGACUCGGAAUCCGAGUCCAGCGAGGAGGAGGUUCAGUUGCAGAACUACAACAAAGCCGCCAACUUUCAAUUCAGUGACGACGAGGAGGAGGUAAAACGUGUGGUGCGCUCCACCAAGGAGAAGCGAUAUGAAAACCUAACAGGCAUCAUUAAGACGAUACGCAACCACAAGAAGAUCAAAGAUAUACCGAAUACGCUAAGCAGCUUCGAGGACUUGACGCGCGCCUACACAAAGGCGUUGCCGGUCAUCUCGAAGGAGGAGAACGGUAUUACGCCGCGCUUCUACAUUCGCUGUCUUGCCGAACUAGAGGAUUUCAUCAACGAAGUGUGGGAGGAUCGCGAGGGUCGCAAAAAUCUCUCGAAGAACAACUCGAAAUCGCUGGGCACACUACGUCAAAAGGUGCGCAAGUAUAUCAAGGAUUUCGAGGAUGAUUUGGCGCGUUUCCGUGAAGCACCCGAUCAGGAAAGCGAUGUCGAGGAGGGCGACGGUGACGCACACGACAGUGAUGCGGAUCGCGAUGGCGCCGACAGCGAUGCUGGUGUUGUUGGCACCGGUAAGCUGCCCGAUCAGCCCAAGGCUGCCAAGACGGCGCCGUCGAAGGCGAUUGCCGAUGACGAUGAUGAUUCGGAUGAUUCAAUUGACUGGGACUCCGACACCGAAUCGGAGACGGAGUCGUCCGAGGAUGAGAAUCAAUACCAGAACAUGCGUGAGCGUUUCUUGAAGCGCACCACCGAAAAGGAGGAUAAGGACGAUGAUAAACGCAAGGACAAGCGCAAGGAGCAGAAGCACAAGGUACGUAAACGUGCCGAAGAUGAUGAGGAUGGCGAAUGGGAGACCGUUGUCAAGGGCAAUGUUGUUGAGAAGCCAAAAAUGUUUGAAAAGGAUGCCGAAAUCGACAUUCCUCUGGUGCUGGCAAAACUCGUCGAGAUUAUGUCUGCCCGUGGCAAGAAACGCACUGAUCGUCGCCUGCAAAUAGAUUUGUUGUUCGAGCUGCGCGACAUCUCCGAGCAGCAUGAGCUGGGUACACCAAUUAGUGUCAAGAUUCACUUUAACAUCAUUUCGGCCAUCUUCGAUUACAAUCAAAAGAUUUCGGAGCCCAUGAAGCUGGAGCAUUGGGCACUGUUGCUGGAGGUGAUGCAAAGCAUGCUGAAAUUGCUGCUCGCCAAUCCUGAUAUCAACAUGAACGAAAGCGUUGCUGAAGAGCACGAGGAAUACAGCGCUGCACCGUAUUUCAUUCGCGGUUGUCCUUUGGCUGCCGUUGAGCGAUUGGACGAUGAGUUCACCAAGCUGCUGAAGGAGUGCGAUCCGCAUUCCAACGAUUACGUGUCGCGUCUUAAGGACGAAAUCAAUGUGGUGAAGACCAUUGAACUUGUCGUUCAAUACUUCGAACGCUCCGGCAGCAACAACGAACGUUGUCGCAUCUAUCUGCGGAAGAUCGAACAUCUAUACUAUAAGUUUGAUCCCGAGGUGCUGAAGCGCAAGCGUGGCGAGCAACCAGCUGCAGGUUCUGCUCCCUCCUCGGUGGAGGUGAUGGACAAGCUGUGCAAGUUCAUUUAUGCCAAGGACGACACGGAUCGCAUACGUACGCGUGCCAUAUUGGCGCACAUCUAUCACCAUGCAAUGCACGACAAUUGGUUCCAGGCACGUGAUCUGGUGCUGAUGUCGCAUCUGCAGGAUAACAUUGAUGCAGCGGAUCCAUCAACACGCAUUCUCUACAAUCGCAUGAUGGCCAAUUUGGGUCUGUGCGCCUUCCGACAGGAGAACGUCAAGGAUGCCCAUCAUUGUCUCGUCGAUCUAAUGGUUACCGGCAAGCCCAAGGAAUUGCUCGCCCAGGGUCUUUUGCCGCAGCGUCAACACGAACGUUCUGCGGAGCAGGAGAAGAUUGAGAAGCAACGUCAAAUGCCAUUCCAUAUGCACAUCAAUCUCGAACUGCUCGAAUGCGUCUAUCUGGUGUCGGCGAUGCUCCUCGAAAUCCCCUACAUUGCUGCCCACGAGUUUGAUGCACGCCGUCGCAUGAUCAGCAAAACGUUCUACCAGCAGUUGCGUUCUUCAGAGCGUCAAUCUCUGGUGGGACCACCAGAGUCAAUGCGUGAACAUGUCGUCGCUGCUGCCAAGGCAAUGCGUUGUGGAAAUUGGCAGGCUUGUGCCAACUUUAUUGUGAACAAGAAGAUGAACACCAAGGUAUGGGAUCUGUUCUAUGAAUCGGAACGUGUGCGUGAAAUGCUGGUCAAAUUCAUCAAGGAGGAAUCGUUGCGUACUUAUCUGUUUACGUACUCCAACGUGUACACCUCCAUCAGUAUACCUUCAUUAGCCCAAAUGUACGAUCUACCAUUGCCCAAGGUGCACUCGAUCAUCAGCAAAAUGAUCAUUAAUGAAGAGCUUAUGGCCAGCUUGGAUGAUCCCAGCGAAACGGUUGUCAUGCAUCGUUCAGAGCCAUCGCGUCUACAGGCUUUGGCUAUGCAAUUCGUCGACAAGGUGACCAAUCUGGUGGAUGUCAACGAGAAGGUGUUCGACAUGAAGCAGGGCAACUUCUUCCAGCGCGGCAAUAUGGGUAAUCGCGAUCGUGGCUACAAUCGCAACCAGAACAACCAGGGUGGCAACUGGGGUGGCCAGCGUCGUCGUCCGCGUGGUGGACACCACAAACAACAGCAGCAGCAACAGCAGCAACAACAGACCAUCGAGGAAGAGUAGACGCCACACGUCGAUCAAUCACACUAACAUCCGCAGCCCACAAACAAAUCCAUUGCAAUGGCUCAGGAAUUGAGAUGGCAAUUGAGAUGGACGAAGAGAAUUACAACUACUGCUAACAAUAACUGUGACCAGGCCUCCGAUUCAGUGUCAUCUUUGAAGCUGAAUCGGAGGUCUGCAUUCUCUUCCAGCACCGAUUUUCAAUUACUCGCUGUACUGUGAAUUUGUUUUAACGCUCAUUAUGCUUAAAAAGAAGAAAACUAUUGAUAAAUGCAUUUUGUGUGAACUUAAAUCUUAAAGUGCGAAAGUCUAUGAUUAAAAUAAACUGUAAAAGAAACUACAACAAAAACAAAGAAAACAACAAG
Messenger RNA from Drosophila nasuta, 3215 nucleotides. It is a transcript of the gene eIF3c, whose product is annotated as eukaryotic translation initiation factor 3 subunit c. The transcript is spliced from 3 exons. The record is from RefSeq and is a predicted model, not a curated record. Bases 136 to 2853 code for a protein of 905 amino acids. Lineage: Eukaryota; Metazoa; Arthropoda; Insecta; Diptera; Drosophilidae. Gene Ontology annotation, cellular component: eukaryotic translation initiation factor 3 complex. Gene Ontology annotation, molecular function: translation initiation factor binding; translation initiation factor activity; RNA binding. Gene Ontology annotation, biological process: translational initiation.